AUGCUACACUGUCGUGAUUCGAUAAAACAGCACUGUGGUAGCGAAAAGUUGUAUCAGCGCCCUGGAUCCACUAUUCAUUGCCUCAUGCGUGUUAUGCGCUCCGUUCCUCGUCCUGACGGAGAGUUACUGGGUAGCAAACAUCAUGUAAAGAACAAUUUUCAGUCAACUAUUAAUGAGGAAGCUCACUUUGUUCGUGACAGGCGACCUCAGUUGCCGGAAGUCUGCGUACAAGCUAUUGAUGAGUUACUACGUGUAAGUCAUUUUUAG
Messenger RNA from Protopolystoma xenopodis, 267 nucleotides. Lineage: Eukaryota; Metazoa; Platyhelminthes; Monogenea; Polystomatidea; Polystomatidae. The record is from the annotation of a GenBank genome assembly.